Messenger RNA from Acaulospora colombiana, 555 nucleotides. Lineage: Eukaryota; Fungi; Glomeromycota; Glomeromycetes; Diversisporales; Acaulosporaceae. The record is from the annotation of a GenBank genome assembly.
ACCAUUGCCCCAAAGGCUCUAGUCUCAGAACCUUGGACUGCAUCUUGUGCACUCUUGGUUAUUCCAGGUGGUCGCGAUCUGCCAUAUUUAUCCGCUCUAGAUAAAGCCAUACCCCGCAUCCUUGACUAUGUUCGGCAGGGUGGAUCUUAUCUAGGCAUUUGCGCUGGGGCAUAUUUUGCAUCAGCACGAGUUGAAUGGGAAAUCGGAACAGAUCUUGAGGUGCAAGGGGAUAGACCUCUUCGUUUCUUCCCUGGUACAUCUCGAGGUUGCACUUAUCCAGGCUUCCAAUAUAAUAGUGAAGAUGGAGCCCGGACAGUCACUGCUCGACUACCGACCGACCAAAAAUAUCAUGGAUUGUAUUAUAACGGGGGUGGGGAAUGUGUAAUACCCUCUUCAGUGGGCGGGGUGACACCCUUGGCCUACUAUGAAGAUGAAGAACGCCCAGGAAUGGUCGCAGCACCGCUGCACGAUUUUCUAUUCUUCUUGCAGCAGGACAGAUCGAGCAAGCAGAAGCCGGACGACAGUCUUUGCUUAGAGAGACCCUUGGCGGCUUGG